UUACGAACAAAACCCAAAAUUUGCAAAAUCAAUAAUGAAAGAACCCUAAAAAUCAGAUAUCUCCUCGUUUUCCCAUCAAAGGAAACCCAACUUUUUUCUUAAUAAAAGAAGAGAUAAAUAACCCACUCCUUUCGUUAGAGAAGGUAGAGUUGUUUAGAAAUGGAAGCUUUUGAUAUGUCAGUUUAUUUCGACGACAAGUUAUUAGACUUUGGCUCCGAUGCGGGAGGGAAAGAUGAAGAUGAACACAGCUUCUCGAAGCGUAACCCUAACCCUUCUUUUCCGGAAUUUGCAGAGGAAGAACUAGAAUGGUUAUCAAACAAGGAUGCAUUUCCGGGCGUGGAGACAUCAUUCGUGGAUGUUUUAGAGAAUCACCAGAGCCCGGUGUCAGUACUCGAAAACAGUAACAGCAGCAGUACUUCAGGUAGCACCACCAGGAACGUUGUGAUGUUCCCGGUGAAGGCGAGGUCGAAGCGCGUGCCAAAAUGCCGGGACAUGAGGAACCAAGAAAACAGGUGGUGGUUGGUUAAGGAGAAGCUGAAGAGGACGAAAGGGGGUCGGAAAUGCCACCAUUGUGGGGCGGAAAAGACACCUCAAUGGAGGGCGGGUCCGUUUGGGCCUAAAACACUCUGCAAUGCUUGUGGAGUGAGGUAUAAGUCGGGGCGUUUGGUGCCCGAGUAUCGUCCGGCGAGUAGCCCUACUUUCUCCGAUGAGUUGCACUCCAAUUCUCACAGGAAGAUUUUGGAAAUGAGGAGGCAGAAGCAGUUGGGAGUUUCUGUAAUCAACCCUAUGGAUAAAAGGUAGUGUUCUUGUUAUUUGAGCAGAGCACUCUCAAUUUAAUUUAAUUUUUUAGGAGAUGGCUAGUAACCUACCGUUCUUUUUUUACUUUUAUUUAUGACGAAGUUGAAAAUCCAUUAGGGGUAUUUUGACUUUGAUGUGUUUUGAUUGGUUUGAUUUGUUUUGAGUUUUAGUAUUGGUCAAAAUGUUGAGUGCAAGAAUGUGCAUAUUUGGGUGGA
This is a messenger RNA of Hibiscus syriacus, 1013 nucleotides long. RefSeq names its product GATA transcription factor 1-like. Gene Ontology annotation, molecular function: sequence-specific DNA binding; zinc ion binding. The record is from RefSeq and is a predicted model, not a curated record. The coding region runs from base 160 to 801 and encodes 213 amino acids. Lineage: Eukaryota; Viridiplantae; Streptophyta; Magnoliopsida; Malvales; Malvaceae. Gene Ontology annotation, biological process: regulation of DNA-templated transcription. The transcript has 2 exons.